CACGACAUCGAGCACUGAAGACGGCACGAUGGGUCGCUCACCUGCCCCGCCUCCACAAAUAACUGGCAUCGUUCCAAAAAAGACUGAUGGUCCAUCGAGUACCUACUUUACCGGCGCCUCUUUCCAGCUGCAUCCUAGCGAACCACCACCAGUCACAGAAAACAAAGAUCCUCGAUACCAGGAUGGUGCUCAGCUUCUCAUCAACUUUGAAGAUCGCCUCAGGACAGCCAUUGACCGUCGACAGCCACUCUCAUCGGACUCUCUUUCAAUGUCUCUUGGCGAGCGACUCCCUUGCAGCAUGCGAAAACUCGCGCACGUAUGGACCGUGCAUGUCCCUGCCAUCUCAGAAGCCAUACUCGCCGCAAAAAUCUUCGACCCAGCUUAUUUCAGCGACGAGCACAGUGCAUACACCGACCCGUUCGCUCUCCUCAACAUAUCCGUCUCGCAGGAAGUCGAAGCCUACCGUCGUCUCCAAGACACCAACGUACCGCAAUUCCAUGGCCAUUUCUUGAUGCCCAUACCCUCGCAAGGCGAUAGAACCGUGCACGUCCUGUUGAUGGAACACAUCGACGGCAAAGAUCUCCGAAUCCUCGCCCCUGUUCCUAAAGCCAAAGACGUCUGCGCCGCUCACAAACUAGCCAUCAUCAACAUGGCCCUCAACUUGAACCUGGACGCUUUCGUACGUGGAGUGUAUCCUCAGGACUUUCAGCCUAGGAACGUCAUCUUGCGGAGACCUCGACACUGCGUGGAGUUUUGCGACAAGGAGGACUGUCCGGUCCGCUCAGAGGUGGACCUGGACGACGUUCGUGGAGUGCUGGUCGAUUUGGAAAAGGUUGGGCUGGGAGAUCCGAUGAAGAAACUCAGAAAUCUGGGUUAUAGGACAAAGGUCAUUAAUAAGCAGCGGCGGAGGUACCUCAAGCGUUGGUUGGAGAAUGAAAUCCGGCACUGGGGGCAAUAAUCUGACUGUGAGUACCUCGCCGUCAUCUGUCAG
Molecule: messenger RNA, 991 nt
Organism: Desarmillaria tabescens
Lineage: Eukaryota; Fungi; Basidiomycota; Agaricomycetes; Agaricales; Physalacriaceae
Exons: 1
Coding region: 29-958 (309 amino acids)
Source: RefSeq, a predicted model, not a curated record